Messenger RNA from Pochonia chlamydosporia 170, 1227 nucleotides. RefSeq lists its product as hypothetical. The record is from RefSeq and is a predicted model, not a curated record. Bases 1 to 1227 code for a protein of 408 amino acids. The transcript is spliced from 3 exons. Lineage: Eukaryota; Fungi; Ascomycota; Sordariomycetes; Hypocreales; Clavicipitaceae.
AUGAAGAUUCCGACAACAAACGCAAACGCGGCGAUUAUCGCUGCCCUCGCCCUGCACACGACAACCACCCACGCCGCAACCACAUCCUACUGCCCCGUCUCCGACCAAAUAUGCUUCCAAUGGGGCGUCCCCGAAGCAUCUGCCUCAUCCGGCUCCGGCAGCGUCUAUUUCCAGAUCCGAGCACCGACGUCCUACCAAUGGGUUGGCAUGGGCAUCGGCAAGCAGAUGAACGGGGCCGACAUGUUCGUCAUGUACGCCAACGGGAAUGGCAACGUGACGCUCAGCACGAGACGCGGCCUCAACCACAUCAUGCCCGAGUACAAUAGCAAGUCGGGCGUCGAGCUACUCGCCGGGUCGGGCGUGUCGAAUGGCCAGAUGGUUGCGAAUGUGCGGUGUAGUAGCUGUUCUGAGUUGAAGCUGACGUCGUCGAAUGGGUGGUUGAGCGCGUGGAAGAGGGGGAGUGCGUUGGAUUCGACGAGCCCGGAGGCGCAGAUUGACUAUCAUGAUGGUAAUGCCUUGUUCUCGGUCGACUUUUCUAAGGCCACGAUUUCGGAGGAUAAGAAUCCCUUUGUUGGGAGUGACGAUGGAGGUUCUGGGUCUGGAGGCUCAGGAUCUGGAGGAUCAGGCGGCGGCAAUUCCCCUGGUGGUGGUGUUGUCGUGGAAAGCGACCCCAACCAGACGCUCAUUUACGCACACGGCAUCAUCAUGUCUGUCGUCUUUCUGCUCGGCUAUCCCAUUGGUUCAAUGCUGAUGCCUUUGCUGGGUAAAUGGGCCUUGCACGCGGGUUGGCAGCUCGUCACGUUCCUGGCCAUGUGGGCAGGCUUUGGAGUUGGAUACAUUCUUGCACGACGAACUGAUCUGUUCUUCAAGCAAUGCCACUCGCAGCUUGGUGUCAUCCUCGUCUGUCUGGUCAGCAUACAACCUGUCCUGGGUUUCCUCCACCACCGACAUUACCUCAAGCACCGGCAGCGCGGCAUCGUCAGCCACCUCCACGUUUGGUAUGGUCGUUGUCUUAUUAUUCUGGGCAUGGUGAAUGGUGGGCUGGGGCUACAGCUCGCGGGCAAUGAUCAUGCCUUUGUUGUUACGUACUGUGUUGUGGUUGCGGUUGUUGCUGCGGUGUAUGUUGCUUCUGUGUUGUUCAAAGUGUGGCGGACGAGAAGGGCGGCGGCGAGUGGAAGUCCGAGGGAGAGUAAGGCAGCAAGAGCUGUUCCUACGAACACACCGUAG